This is a messenger RNA of Xyrauchen texanus (razorback sucker), 2761 nucleotides long. RefSeq names its product ATP-binding cassette sub-family D member 3. Gene Ontology annotation, cellular component: peroxisomal membrane; peroxisome. The record is from RefSeq and is a predicted model, not a curated record. Gene Ontology annotation, molecular function: ATP hydrolysis activity; ABC-type transporter activity; long-chain fatty acid transmembrane transporter activity. NCBI's taxonomy places the organism in Eukaryota, Metazoa, Chordata, Actinopteri, Cypriniformes, Catostomidae. The transcript is spliced from 23 exons. Gene Ontology annotation, biological process: very long-chain fatty acid catabolic process; peroxisome organization; long-chain fatty acid import into peroxisome. The coding region runs from base 70 to 2043 and encodes 657 amino acids.
UCCGGGUGUGUGUUCGCUGCUGAUGCUCAUCGCCGCUUCUCUCCCGGCCGUCGUACAAUAGGAAACAUCAUGGCGGCCGUCAGUAAGUACUUGACUGCGAAGAAUUCCACUAUAGCUGGCGGGGUCCUACUCAUUUUAUAUUUCCUAAAGCAGAGACGGAGAUCGGCCCGGUUAAACAGGAAGAAGGGUUCCUCAGAGGAUCUGAUCAGCGAGCAGAAAGAUGGCAAGAAAGAGAGAGCUGCCGUGGACAGGCUUUUUUUUAUUCGGAUCUCGCGCAUUAUCAAGAUCAUGGUGCCAAGAUUCAUCUGUAAAGAGACAUGGUACUUGAUCCUGAUCGCAGUUAUGCUUGUGACCAGGACCUACUGUGACGUUUGGAUGAUUCAGAAUGGCACCUUGAUCGAAAGUGCAAUUAUUGGUCGGUCCACUAAAGGUUUCAAGAAGUACUUGAUCAACUUUAUCACGGCCAUGCCCAUUAUCGCCCUGGUGAACAACUUCCUGAAGUUGGGCCUGUACGAACUAAAGCUGUGCUUUCGUGUGAGACUCACCAAACAUCUUUACGAUGAGUACCUCAAGGGUUAUACAUACUAUAAAAUGGGAAACCUGGAUAACCGCAUUGCUAAUGCUGAUCAGCUGCUGACGCAGGAUGUGGAAAAGUUCUGUAACAGUGUUGUGGAUCUUUAUUCCAAUCUGAGCAAGCCCCUGUUGGAUAUUGGCUUGUAUAUUUUCAAAUUGACGGCAGCAAUCGGAGCUCAGGGUCCCACAACUAUGAUGGCCUAUCUGCUGAUCUCCGGUCUUUUCCUGACCCGUCUGCGAAGGCCGAUUGGUAAGAUGACGGUGACCGAACAGAGGUAUGAAGGAGAAUACAGAUACGUCAACUCUCGUCUUAUCACAAACAGUGAAGAGAUUGCCUUCUACAAUGGAAAUAUCAGGGAGAAACAGACAAUUUACUCAACCUUCAAGAAGCUGGUCGAUCAUCUGCACAAAUUCAUCGUCUUCCGUUGCUCCAUGGGCAUGGUGGACAGCAUCAUUGCUAAGUAUUUUGCGACUGUCGUUGGUUAUUUGGUGGUCAGUCGUCCUUUCCUUGAUUUGUCUCACCCUCGACAUUUGAACAGUUCGCACGCUGAACUCCUGGAGGACUACUACCAGAGCGGCCGCAUGCUGCUGCGUAUGUCGCAGGCGUUGGGCAGAAUUGUACUUGCAGGAAGAGAAAUGACCCGUCUCUCAGGAUUCACCGCUCGUAUCACUGAGCUUAUGAGGGUCCUGAAAGAGCUGAAUUCUGGGAAAUACGAGCGCACCAUGGUUUCUCAAUCAGAGAAAGACACUUCAGAAAAGCUCAAGUUGAUACCAGGGAGCGGAAGAAUAAUCAACGUGGACAACAUUAUCAAGUUUGACCACACACCUCUGGCUACGCCAAAUGGAGAUGUUCUGAUCAGAGAUCUUUGUUUUGAGGUGAAAUCAGGAAAUAAUGUUUUGGUGUGUGGCCCCAAUGGGUGUGGAAAGAGUUCACUUUUCAGGGUUCUUGGGGAGUUGUGGCCAUUGUUCGGUGGGAGUUUGACGAAACCAGAGAGGGGGAAGCUCUUUUACGUACCUCAGAGGCCUUACAUGACUCUUGGCUCGCUAAGGGAUCAGGUGAUCUACCCAGACACCCAUGAGGACCAAAAGAAGAAGGGGAUCUCUGACCAGGUGCUGAAGGAAUACCUGGAUAAUGUCCAAUUAGGACUCAUCUUGGAGAGAGAGGGCUCCUGGGACAUGGUUCAGGAUUGGAUGGAUGUGCUUAGUGGAGGAGAGAAGCAGAGAAUGGCGAUGGCUCGGCUCUUCUACCAUAAGCCCCAGUUUGCCAUUCUGGAUGAGUGCACCAGUGCCGUGAGUGUGGACGUGGAGGAUUAUAUCUACAGUCACUGCAGAAAGGUUGGUAUCACUCUGUUCACCGUCUCUCACAGAAAGUCCCUGUGGAAACAUCAUGAGUACUACCUUCACAUGGAUGGCAGAGGAAACUAUGAAUUCAAACCCAUCACCACUGAAACUGUGGAGUUUGGCUCUUAGAAAGGAGUGACCAUAACACAGGGACCCUAGCUAUUCACUUCUUAAGGAGUCGCCAGCCAACCUAAUCUGAGAGUUUGUUUUUAAUCAACUGUAACAUGUUUUGGAUGAAAAUGUGUUUAAAGAUUUGUUAACACUACUUUUGUCCUCUGAUUGUAUAUAAUUUGUAAUUUAAGCAGUCCAAUUUAUAGGACAUCCGUUAUGUACAUGUGGGGGCAUAUACCAAGGAAAUAUGUCUCAUGUUUGUGCACUAAAUUGCUUAAUUAAUGAAAUGAGUAAUAGGCUCACAAAUCUAUUCCACCGGACUGAACUUAGAGUUUAGAAACGUAAUAAGAACUAAUAUUGCCUUUUUCUCAUCAACUAAACCUUUCAUUAUGGAUACUUAAAACUACUAAGUGACCUUAUUGCUCACCGCAGCAUGGGUUAGGUGGUUUGGAUGUGCGCAAGUUGUUUUUUGGUGCACUUUAACUGGGAUGGUGAUUUUGUAAACAACCAUUCAGUGUCUGUAAUCGCCUAUAGGUUGCCUAUGCACUUGUUUAGGCCAAGAUGAUGCCAACAUUUUUGUUGGCAUUACUUUAUGUGGAAGGAGUGUGUAUCUGCAGAACUGUUGUUGUAUUUAAGAACUGUACGAAAUGUCAUUGUCGUAACACUUCACAGAUAAAGCAAUUGGAAAUCCUCCACUUUGCUGUACGUUUUCAUUAAAAAAGAGAGACCUUUGUAA